AUGGCUUCAGAAGACGACCAUAUCUUGGAGGAUGCCUCGGCACUUCUUCAGUUCAGCAAGGCCUCUGCCACCCCGGUCACCGAUCAUAACAACCAGCAUCAUCAUCCACCACCACCUCCUCCUCCCCCACCAUCACUACCACCUUUGCAAGUAAAGCCAGGUAUCGCCAGUAAACCUAUCCAAAUGACAACAACAGAAAAACCUUCGCUUCCUUCCCCUAUUCCCCCAUCAUCAGUGUCUCCUUCGUUGAAACCUACCGCUAUGUCACCAAGUUCAAAUCCUGGCCCCGCAGUCGCUGCGCUUUCUGUUUCCAAAGACUCCAAGAAGGAACAUACCAUGAAGGCAAUAGUCGCUGCUGCUGCGUUGGCUGCCGCUGCUUCCACUCCAUUGCCACUACAUAGUGGUUUCAUGAACUCGGAACCUAACAAGGUACCGCCUCCAACGUCAGUAAAUCAACAAAAACCUGUGCCAUCAAUACUAUCACAAAUACCAUCACAGAAAAUCGUUGAAUUGGAGCAAAAACAACCAAAACCUGAACUAGAAAACAAACCAGUGAUGCCACCUCAACCGCAAAUAUCUACCCUAGAUUCUACCAAAUCAGAGGAAAAGUCUGAAAAUCAUCAACAACAACAAAUAUCACUGUCAGAAAAUCAAGAGGAAACAGUACGACAAAAAAUAGAAGAGACCGUAGAAGAAACCAAACAAAAUAUGGAAACGGAAAGAAAACUGGACCAAGAAACAGCAGAGAAAGAACAAAUACUCAAACACUCCGAUAAAGAAAAAGGAGAGGCAAAAGACGAUAAAAAAAGAAAACAAAAACAAAAGCAGAAACAGAAACAAGAAGAUGAGGUCCAGAAUAAUGAGCUAGGAGACCAGGAAAAGUCAAUAACACACCCCACUCCCACUAAAUCAAAAUCCUCACCAAAGACAAAAGACAAAGAAAAACUGCAUAUCAAACAAAAGCCAAAAAAGAAAGAAACUGUCCCAUCGUAUGCGGUUGAUCCAGAUGCCGGUAUCAUCGAUUGCAUUUGUAAAGUCAACGAAGAUGACGGUUUCACCAUCCAAUGUGAUCGAUGUUUUAGAUGGCAACAUGCUCUGUGUUUCAAUAUCAACACUAAUGACGUUCCUGAUAUUUAUUAUUGUGAACUUUGUGAUUCAAAAAGUUUCAAAGCUAAGUCAAUCGAUGUUAAGAAAAUGAGAGAGAUCCAGUUAGUGAAUCUUGGAUCUAGUCCUGCAACAACUAGACCAUCAAGUGCUUACGUUGAUAGUGUUUCCAAAAGAAGAUACGAAAGUGAUUCAAGUAAUACUGCUGAUCGGUCUGAUGAACCAAAAAGAAAAAAGAAAUUGACAAAUAAAGAUAGGCGUUUUUCCACCGAGCAUAAUUCCAAAGAAAGCUCUGAUGACAAACAAGAUAGAACUACUAACGAUCGAGAUAGUCAAAGAAAGGAAAAAACUAGUAGAAAACGCAAGAAGGAAGAUUUUGACGAUAAUACCAAUGAAGAGUUGAUCACUAGAAUUGAAUCGGCAAAAGAUGAAUAUUAUUAUGCGGUGUACUAUAAUUUAAAGGAUUUGGAGUAUAAAAAUAAGGAAAUUGAAAACUAUUGCGCCAACAAUUUGCCCCAAUUAUUGUUAAAUGCUGAAAAACACUAUGCCAGGAAUCGCAAAUAUAAAAUGAACUUGAAAAAAUUAUCUAUUGAAGAGUAUAAUAAGUUGCGAUCAGGUAAAUCCACAACUUAUGCCAAGAACAUUUUGAUUGGGGAAAAUAAUAGUGUGCCUUCAUCGCAUUAUAAAUUCAGCGGGUUAUCUAACUUGGGGGUGUUUUCAAGAAAUAACUGUGAAAAGGGGGAAUUAAUUGAUGAGUUUCUAGGAGAAGUUGAUUAUCAAGUGAAUUUUUUUAACAAUCCUAUAAAUCAGUACAAGCAUUGGGGUGUUCCAAAGAACUAUUAUUUCUUUGUUAAUUAUUUCGGGAGAUAUGAAAAUAAUAAUUCUGUUAAAGAAGAAGAUAAGGAGGAGGAAAACGAUAAUAGUGAUGAGUCUGAUGGCCAGGAUGUUGAAAAUUCAAUUUACAAUAAAGAUAAUUUAUCUAAUUUGGCAGUUGGUUUAGAGAAUUAUUUGCAAGCAAAAGCUACUGCUGGUGAUCCUUCAGAAAUACUUGCCCCAUUGUAUUUGAACUGCAAAACUUCUGGUAGCGUUUCACGAUUCGUUCGAAAGUCGUGUAAUCCAAAUUGUCAGAUCAUUCCCGUUAUUGUCAAUAACUCCAUGGUGAAGUUUUACUUACAGGCCAUCAAACCAGUUAAUAAGAAUAGUGAAUUGACGGUGGGGUGGGAAUUUGAUUUCAACAAACUUUUUGCCAAGUUAUACUGCAAAGAACAUGUUGAUAUUGAUAAGUAUAGUGACGUGGUGAAAUCCAACUUCAACAAUAUUUUGACCAAUGCCGAGAAAGUGCAAUUGAUCAACCAGGUGGAAUUUGUUUUGGGACAGUACAAGUGCGGUUGUUAUUCUGUCAGUAAUAACGUCAACAACAACAAGUGCAAGUUGUUGAAAAUUAAGAAAAUGGGAAGCUAUUUCUUCAGAUCGUCCAGAAAAGGUUCUAGACUUUCAAAAGACGCAAAGAAUGGCGAUGGUGAUUCGAACACUAGGUCUUUGAUUAAAUCUCGUCUUAUCCACCGUGACGAAGUUAUUGCUGAUCAAAUCAAGAAACACUCGAUCAAUUUACCUGAUCAGAUUGAUAAUAAUUCCAGGGAGGAUCCUCAGAAUGUUGUUGAGGAGGAAAAAGCAAGCAAAGAUCUGAAUGAUCCAUUUACGCAUGCUCGACGGAAAGAAAUCUUUGAGCAUCCAAAGAAGAAGUUACUACUCACCCGCACUCUUGAUUAUGCAGUAUUGAACAGUCGAGCUCAAUUGGCCAAGGCAAUCAUUGCGAAUUGCUUGUCGAUCCCUGUGCCGGUGAAGACCACCAGUAUAAAGAUUGAUCUGGUGGGAGUUACUGCGACAAGUUUGGACCUUCAUUUACUAGAGAAAACUAUGAACUUGAAAAAUGUUGGAGCGCACGAGAAGAAAAAUGACGUGCUUCAGGCUGCAAACUCGGAAGCGAAGAAAAAGGAGAAGCACAUGAAUGAGUCGAAGAAGGUGAAGAAGAUGAGUUUUGCAGAUUUCUUAAAACACAAGGCGGGAUGA
Molecule: messenger RNA, 3174 nt
Organism: Saccharomycopsis crataegensis
Lineage: Eukaryota; Fungi; Ascomycota; Saccharomycetes; Ascoideales; Saccharomycopsidaceae
Product: histone-binding protein
Exons: 1
Coding region: 1-3174 (1057 amino acids)
Biological process (GO): regulation of DNA-templated transcription
Cellular component (GO): Set3 complex; Rpd3L-Expanded complex
Source: RefSeq, a predicted model, not a curated record